This is a messenger RNA of Arachis ipaensis, 2087 nucleotides long. The record is from RefSeq and is a predicted model, not a curated record. Lineage: Eukaryota; Viridiplantae; Streptophyta; Magnoliopsida; Fabales; Fabaceae.
UUCCAAUUUCUCUCUCUAAAAGUAAAGCAAUCAUCACAUCACAAAAUCUCUCUAUCUCUCUUCUCUCUCUAAAUCGGGUUCGGUGCUGCACUUUUAGAUUCAUAACAUCCCUAAUUCACCGAAUUCCGAUCGGUUUUCCGAGACCGGCAACAACUUUCCUCUUUCAAUUUUCCAAUUCUAAGGAAACUGUGUCUUCAAUUUUCUCGAGAAGCUUAUUUAGGGUUACGCAGGCACGCGCUCGCAAUCCUCGAGAGACAGAGAGAGAGAUUCAAUAAUAUAGAAUGAGCUUUCAAGACAUCGAGGCCGGCCGGCCGUUCGCUUCCCGCCGAGGCCACAUCAACGGCAAGCAAGACCCCACUCAGGCGGUGGCUGCCGGAAUUUUCCAGAUCAACACUGCGGUCUCCACCUUCCAGAGGCUCGUUAACACCCUAGGAACCCCCAAAGACACCCCCGAGCUCCGCGAGAAGCUGCACAAGACAAGGCUGCACAUUGGACAAUUGGUGAAGGACACUUCAGCGAAGCUUAAACAAGCUAGUGAAAUUGAUCACCAAUCUAAUAUCAAUGCAAGCAAGAAGAUAGCAGAUGCUAAACUCGCGAAAGAUUUUCAGGCAGUGUUGAAAGAAUUUCAGAAGGCACAGCGUCUUGCGGCAGAGAGGGAAACAGCUUACACCCCAUUUGUUCCACAAGCAGCUCCAUCCAGCUAUACAGCUAAUGAAGCAGAUGCUAAUUCUGGUAAGACGCCAGAACAGCGUGCCCUUCUUGUGGAAUCCAGAAGGCAGGAGGUGGUGUUCUUAGAUAAUGAGAUUGCCUUCAAUGAGGCUAUCAUUGAAGAAAGAGAGCAAGGCAUUCAAGAAAUUCAGCAGCAAAUUGGUGAAGUAAAUGAAAUUUUUAAAGACCUUGCUGUGCUUGUGCAUGAACAAGGAGCUAUGAUUGAUGAUAUUGGGUCCAACAUUGAGCAUUCCCAUGCAGCAACUGCACAAGCAAGAUCUCAACUUGCUAAAGCUUCAAAGACUCAAAGAUCAAAUUCUUCUUUGACAUGCUUGCUUUUGGUGAUAUUUGGAAUUGUGCUUCUAAUUGUCAUCGUUGUUCUGGCUGCUUAGUCAAAGAUUAUCAGUUCUGUUAACGAUCAAUGAUAUCAACUGAGCCAUUGAAGUGCAGCUAGGAUCUUCCAUGCUGAUGAUCUCUCUCAGUGUUAACUGUUAAGGCAAGAAAGAAGUCAUGGGGAAUUGCCAUUUGUACUUUUAGGCUGCGUUUGGAAGAGAGACAGAGAUUGGGAGAUAGAGACCGAGAGACAGAGACUUAAUUAAGUCUUUGUAUUGUGUUUGGUGUAAGAUGUACAUGAUUGAGUUAUGUCUCAGUAUCAUGUUUAGUUCAAAAUAAAAACAGAGAUUAAAAUAAAUGGAAUGACUAAAUUACCCUAUUAUUUAAAAUGAAAAAACACAAAGAAAACCCUAACUCAACAUUUCAGAGAUCCGUUUCUCAUUUGUCAAUUCCAGAUCUUCUCCAUCGGAGAACCCAUUUCGCCGGCGCCACUCCCCUUCUCGGAGUCGAGUUCGCCUCCGACGAGGAAGCCUUGCCACCAUAUCUCCAUUUUUCCAAAUAUGAUUUUCUCCUUGUCUCUCUCGUUCUCUGUCGCUGUGUAUCACUGUCGCCCUCUGUGAUAGAAGGGAAUCUGUUGAUGCUUUUGAAUAUUGAGAUUGAGUAAAGGUACAAUAGUUUAUUUAACAAUGACAGCUAGAAGUAGAAGAUCUACAAAUGUUUCCUAUGGCAGCGGCAAUUCUAAUGUAACGAGCGAACGUUUUUGGGAUUGUGGUUUGAGAGCUCUGUUACAAGUCUCAAAUAGUGUUGCCAACCCAGGUAGAGAGUAUUGUGCAGGUCCUGUGAGACAAUCUGGAUGGUUUAGAUGGGCAGGCCCUUCGGACCAAGGUCAAAGUAUCCAACAUUUUGAAAGAUGUUGAAAGAGGUGCUGAAGAUUGCUCUAGUGAUGUUAGUUCUAAGUUGAAGCUCAAUGAACGGGUUGAAAAACUAGAGUGAAAUUCUAUUAUUAAAUAAAGUAUAUUUUUUUGUCUCCUAAAACUUUUGAAAAA